Cydia strobilella is the source of this 3839-nucleotide messenger RNA. RefSeq lists its product as uncharacterized. The transcript is spliced from 12 exons. Gene Ontology annotation, biological process: regulation of transcription by RNA polymerase II. Gene Ontology annotation, molecular function: DNA binding. The record is from RefSeq and is a predicted model, not a curated record. NCBI's taxonomy places the organism in Eukaryota, Metazoa, Arthropoda, Insecta, Lepidoptera, Tortricidae. The coding region runs from base 529 to 1851 and encodes 440 amino acids. Gene Ontology annotation, cellular component: nucleus.
AAGUUCGUUAUUCGCGCCCUUUUCCCACUUUUAUCGCGUCCGUGUUUUACUUCGUCCUUCGCAAAGACGGUAGACUUUCGCGCACGUGUUUGGUGUCCACGGUAACGCGGGGAGAGGGUUAACCGCGCAAGUUUUAUUCACUAUUCCCGCGCCCGCAGGUGUGAGUGGGUACUUGUGUCGCCGUCCGUCACGUGUUCAGAUAAAGUUUUGAAAUUUACGCGCCUUAAAUACGUUACUAUCGGAGAUAUAUGUGGGUAGCUAGUUAUACUUAAGUUUGCGAGCGUCCCGGCAAAAACAAACAGAAUUAAAAAAGCGCUGGCCUUGCGAGCGACAGAAAGGGAGGGAAAUUAACUUCGCACUCUUCAUUUGUGCACCAAUCGAGAAAAAAUUCAAUAAAGCUCGCUUCCUUUUGUCUAAUUGCCUAUGUAUACGUACUUAUGCCGACUGUUCGAUUGCUGCGACAUUUAGAAGGAAAAUGGAGCAUUUCGCUGUAUCGCCCGCGAGGGCCCGACCUCUCGACAAUAGGAAAUGCCUGGCCGCGGUUUUCCGCAGGUCAAGCACGAACCGACCUCCGAAGACGACGACUCGCAGUACGCACACGGCUAUCUUACCAACCAGAUACGAUCGUCGCUAGAACUCCAUCCAGUGAAGCUCGAGGCCGAUAUAGACGACAAUGCGUCUGCGCAUAUAUUACGGCACUUACAGGGUCCGGAGAGUCUGGAGGAGCUAGCGCCGCCGGCGCCGGCAGGCCCCGCCGCCACGCCGGUCGCCGUCAAACAGGAACCCGCCGAGCCCGCCGUCAUACUGGAGACCCUCGCGCCAGCACCGCACUCGGACACGCUGGGUUCCAUCCUCAUUGAUAGACAUAAGACGCUGCCAGGCGCGAACGAUGCAGACUCCAUGGAUUUCAUGCCUCUCCUUACUGUUAAAGACGAACCUCUCUCUGAAGGAGAGCAACACCACCUGAGUGGAUCAGACACGAGUGAUUCCAGCACCCAGCCGGAGCCGCCUCGCGGCAGUCCUAAGAACUGGACGCAGCAAGACAUGGAACUGGCAUUGGAAGCCUUGCGGACGCACAAUAUGAGCCUCACUAAAGCAUCGGCCACAUACGGCAUCCCGUCAACAACGCUGUGGCAGCGCGCGCACCGGCUCGGCAUCGACACGCCGAAGAAGGAGGGCGCGUCCAAAUCCUGGAGCGAGGAGGAUCUUCGCGGCGCUCUUCAUGCGCUGCGGUCCGGGGCUAUUUCUGCCAAUAAAGCCAGCAAGGCUUACGGCAUUCCAAGCAGCACGCUCUACAAGAUCGCUCGGCGCGAGGGCAUCCGGCUGGCGGCCCCGUUCAACGCGGCGCCCACCGCCUGGCGCCGCGCCGACCUGGAGCGCGCGCUCGCCUCCAUCCGCUGCGGGGCGGCCUCGGUGCAGCGGGCGGCUUCGCAGUUUGGCAUUCCUACAGGCACGUUGUACGGGCGAUGCAAGCGUGAAGGAAUCGAGCUGUCACGGUCUAACCCUACGCCCUGGUCCGAAGACGCAAUGGGGGAGGCUUUGGAAGCUGUUAGGGUAGGACAAAUGUCAAUAAACCAAGCAGCGAUCCAUUAUAAUCUGCCUUAUUCGUCACUGUACGGACGGUUUAAGAGGUGCAAGUAUCAAAGUCCCCAAGCAAUGCCUCAACAGAACAUGCCGGAGAUGGAGAUGGAACCUCAACAAGCCCAAAUGUACUAUCCGCACCAAGUGCCAAUGCCUGAGGAAUAUCAUCAGAGCUACAUUGUAGAACCCGAAGCCAUGCAUGCCCCCGUCAUUCAGGAGCCCUAUGGGAUGUACUAUCAAGGUUGCAGCAGCGGUAUCGCGACGAGUUGAGGGUACAACGCCUCAGGAAGCGAGGGCCCUUGACAUUGCGCUUUCUGAGGGACGUACUUAUUAGUCCAAGAUUUUAGACUUACAGAAAAAAAUAGGGUAUGGUAUACCCUCCGCACAUGAUUCUACAAUGUCGGGAGGGCUGUCUGUUGCCAGUGCCAAGCAAUGGAGUGCAAAAAUCCAUACGUUAUGCUAUGCGUACCUAGUUAUGCCUGUGGCCGCUGCAGACACAUCUGAUAUGCACUGAGGUUUUUCAGUCUUCCAUCUUUUAAAUUUAGUGUUUAUGUCAAUAACCAUGCAAGCGGUGACCCCGUCUCGCAAUACAGUUCAGUAUUUCCAUUUAAAAGUAGUGUUAUUAUUUCUAAUUAUUGAACGUUAUUAUUUAUAAUUGUUGAACGACGCGCUCAUCAUUUUAUGAACAGUAAUCAACCUGAACGAGUACAUGAUAGUCAUAGUGUAAUUUUAAUAUAAGGUAUAAGAAACGAAAUACGUAAACAAUGGCAAUUUGAUUAAUAAUGUAAUUUUCGGAUAACAACGUUUUAGCUAGCAUAUUUUUAUAAAGGCAAUUUUUUUGAUUAGCUGUUAUUCUGUCUGUGAAUAGGUCACAGAUAGAAUUCUAAGCAUGGAUUAUAUAGAGAUUCUUAAUACGGACAUGUGGGUUGUGGGAUUUCGCUAUUCUGAUAACACAUCGCAGACGCAAUUGGAAGUCAGGAAAAGUAUUAUUGAUCAGACAGAACUGACAGAUAUUCUUCCGGAAUUCUAUACAGUAAGCGCAAAUCGCGUUUGUGCACAUGUUUGUUGGUGCGCAUGUUCGCGGAAUUACAUGAAUUAUAUUAUUUUACUUUCGAAAUCUUUGUUUGAAAGUUUAUAUUAUGCGUUUACAAUUAAUUAAUCGUCCCAAACUAAGGGCUCCGAAUACUAGGACCUUUAAAGUUGUUAUUAAAUACGGGGUUUAAAUAAUAUUUGUACGAGAACAUAAAUCUCAGUAUAUAUAGGUAAAGCCUGCUGGAACUGUCCAUUCGACAGAUACCUAGUUACGUAAAGGUCUUCCUUGUCUUGCUCUUGUUAUUGCAAGCGAAAUUCCCUGUGAUAGAGGGAGAAAGUCUAAACGUAGCAAUUGUCUUCCAACUUUUUGAAACAACGACCUAAGUUUGUUUGCCUAAUCGAACCCUCGAACCGUAUGUAAGGAUCUUUAUACCACCGACUCUCCUUCACCAAUUCACAUUAUGUCAUCUUUAUCAACUAAUAACUUGAAUGAUUAAAAUCAUCACGGACUUAUAGCAAUAUACAAAAAUUUACGCAUUUUAAUUCUCAAUAUAUUUUUCUAAUCUAAUCUUAUUGUUAAGCUUCGAACAAACUUCCGAACCGUUAGUUAUGGUGAUAAUUAAGUAGGCGGGUACUAAAUCCUAAUUAGAAUAAUAACAUAGGGAAUGAUGCCUAAUAGUCAUCAAAUAAGCUAAAUCUACUGUCACAACUCUUUUUUCUGUGUGAUUUUCUAUGUUUAUUAUUCUAGGGAAAAAUUAGACUAGAGGGAUCUUUCAGCGAAUGAUAAUGGUUAGUGAUAUUCCUGUUUUCAAGUUAUUGUUAUAAUUGAUUUUGUAUAGGUUCUUAGCGAAGUAGACUGCUAGAAUAGUAGGUACAACUGCCAUUAAUAUACAUAAUUUACCUAUACUAUACAUAUAAGUAAUAAUAAAUAGCGGUAAGGCAAGGGUACGAGUAUGUAAGGGCCGAAAUGUAUUAAAUUGGUUGACCUCUUCUUUCAUCGACAAUUGUUUCAUAAAAUGUAAUGUUUCGCAGAAUUUUCAUUUGAUAGAAACUUUUUUUUUCAAACACUAAACUUUUUAAGUACAGCUAAAAGCUCAUUGUGUAAAACCCAUUAGGUCUAACAGAAAAUUGGGUUAGGUUGAAACUGCGACCCUUUGUGAAAAAAUAUGUUUUCUAUGAAAUGAAAAUUCUACGAAACAUUACAUUCUAUGAAACAAUUUUCUGCA